Punctularia strigosozonata HHB-11173 SS5 is the source of this 1334-nucleotide messenger RNA. RefSeq names its product 60S ribosomal protein L10. The coding region runs from base 273 to 923 and encodes 216 amino acids. Lineage: Eukaryota; Fungi; Basidiomycota; Agaricomycetes; Corticiales; Punctulariaceae. Gene Ontology annotation, biological process: translation; ribosomal large subunit assembly. The record is from RefSeq and is a predicted model, not a curated record. The transcript is spliced from 4 exons. Gene Ontology annotation, cellular component: cytosolic large ribosomal subunit; ribosome. Gene Ontology annotation, molecular function: structural constituent of ribosome.
UCCAAACCCGUUUUUGUGAGUCUGUCAGAUCAUUGCCGUCGUAUUUCUUGAAGAGUCGCACGUUGGCACGCAAACCCGGGAUGGAUGGGUUCGGUUCGAGUUGGAUGACGUUGCUAGGCAGGGGACUGAGAGCGGGGGUUUGAUGGGACGAUACGGGCUGGAAGGACGGUCGCGAUGGAUGGCUAUGGAUCCCCCGGGGCGUCCGCGAGAGCAUUGGUCGUACGAGCGCUGACGUCGUAUUUUCAGAUUAACCCUCUUCAACAGUUGUAACGAUGGGUCGCCGUCCUGCUCGCUGCUACCGCUACUGCAAGAACAAGCCCUACCCUAAGUCGCGCUACAACCGUGGUGUCCCCGACCCGAAGAUUCGUAUCUUCGAUCUCGGCCGUAAGCGCGCCUCCGUUGACGAUUUCCCGUACUGCGUCCACCUCGUCUCCGACGAGUAUGAGCAACUUUCCUCCGAGGCGCUCGAAGCCGCCCGCAUCUGCGCGAACAAAUACGUCACCAAGACCUCCGGCAAGGACUCGUUCCAUCUGCGUGUCCGUGUCCACCCCUUCCAUGUCCUGCGUAUCAACAAGAUGUUGAGCUGCGCCGGUGCUGAUCGUCUGCAAACCGGUAUGCGUGGUGCCUGGGGCAAGCCUUACGGCACUGUUGCUCGUGUCAACAUCGGCCAGAUCAUCCUUUCCAUCCGCACCAAGGAUACCAACGCCGCGGUUGUUCAUGAGGCCCUCCGCCGCGCUCGCUACAAGUUCCCUGGUCGCCAGAAGAUCAUCGUCUCCAAGAAGUGGGGCUUCACCAACGUCAACCGGGAGGAAUACCUCCGCCUCAAGAGUGAGAAGCGCGUGCUCCAGGACGGUGCCUACGUCCAGUACAUCCGCCCCAAGGGCAAGCUCGAGGACAACCUCCGCGCUCAACUGCGUGCUUGAGCGUUUGUUCCUUGGAUUUGUUAGGUGGGGUGUACGGUAGAUGGUGUACUAUGCGUUUGCGCUGUCAUGUCACUUCGGUGUAACUAGCUUAUGCUAUAUCAUGCGAUAACGAUAUGCUCGACGGCGCGCUAUACUUCCAGCAGCUUGGGUGGCCGUGUAAGUGAUAUGCAUGCCCUUUAUUCACUGCGGCGUCCUGUUCGGUGGGCGCUGGUUAGGGGAAAGAGGGCAGAGAUUAAUCAGUCCUUAUCUGUCCCGCUCGUCCUUCUUUAGUCGGAGGGGCGACGGUGCGCUCAUGCGUGUCUGUCCUUGAUCUAUGGGGCACCCGCGUAGAGAUUGAGGCCUUACAGAUUUGCACUGUAAUGUGUAUUGUUCCGUAUUUGUCUACCCGGAGACAACUUGAUGUUAUGUUUC